AUGGCGAUAGUGCGAGGCAGCAGCGCCGCCGAUGGCUUCGCCGUCGCUCCUGACCGUGCACCUGCGCGGCUGCGCGGGUCUGCUUCGCCGCCCGACGCCGCCUCGUCGGUUGCGAUCGAGGUGGAGGGAGGCGACGGGGUGGACCUCGCCCAGGUGGGCCUCGCGCUGGGGCUGGACCCGGACACUGUCGGCCUCAACGGCUACUUCCUAAGCUGCGGCUCCGGCUACGUUUCCUUGGCGGUCAGCUGGGGCGAGCUCCUCGCCUUCUUCGCCACGGGCGGGCAGCCCACGGGUGCCGACCCCGACGCGCCCGUCGCCGUUGACGGAGGGCCCGUACCUUCUCCGCCAGAGCCCAGAGUUGUUCUGUCCUCAAAGCGAAAGCCUGAGUUGGAGACCGAAAAUUGUUCCAAGAAAAGCAAGCUCCAACACAGCAGCUCAACUCAGUCACAAGCAGACGAAGAACUACUUCCUGAUGAUAUCACCCUUGGUUUGAAGAGAAGACUCACAUUGGACGAGGCUAGUCCAUCUAAGAAGAUUAAACAUGUAGACUCCGGUUCUUGUUUGGUUUAUUGCAUUGGUUGGUUAAUCAAUGGAGUAGAAGCACAGCAGCCAGUUACAUACUCUUGCAGCUUCGCCAGCAGUCACGACAAGCGGCCAACGGAUGAGGAGAUGGUCAUCUCAAUGUCGCGCAAGGGAGUCUGGUGA
Messenger RNA from Triticum dicoccoides, 705 nucleotides. RefSeq lists its product as uncharacterized. The coding region runs from base 1 to 705 and encodes 234 amino acids. The record is from RefSeq and is a predicted model, not a curated record. NCBI's taxonomy places the organism in Eukaryota, Viridiplantae, Streptophyta, Magnoliopsida, Poales, Poaceae. The transcript has 4 exons.